Adineta steineri is the source of this 663-nucleotide messenger RNA. Lineage: Eukaryota; Metazoa; Rotifera; Eurotatoria; Adinetida; Adinetidae. The record is from the annotation of a GenBank genome assembly.
AUGGGUGACUAUAAGAUAUGUAUUUUUGGUUCUGGUGGUGUUGGUAAAUCAUGUUUAGUAAUACAAUUUGUCCAAGGAGUUUUUACGCCAAAAUAUGAUCCAACAAUUGAAGAUGUCUAUACAAAAACACUUGAAAUUGAUGAGAAACAAUAUUCAUUAGAAAUUCUUGAUACAGCUGGAAGUGAUGAAUUUUCUUCUAUGAGAGAUUUAUAUGUUAAUAGUGGUCAUGGAUUUGUACUUGUCUAUUCAAUAACAUCACAAGCAACAUUUAAUGAUGUUCAAAGACAUUAUAGUCGAAUUAUAGAUAUUAAAGAUAUUGAUACACAUGGACGUCCAGCAAUUGUUCUUGUUGGAAAUAAAUGUGAUUCAGAAAAUGAAAGAGUUGUUUCACGUGAAACGGGUCAAGAAUUAGCAAGAAAAUGGAAUUGUGCAUUUCUUGAAACAUCUGCGAAAGAUCGAACAAAUGUUUCAGAAGUUUUCUAUGAUCUUGUCCGACAAAUAGCUCGUAAAAAUCAAACAUCUCGAUCAAGUCAACCAUCACCACCAACAACAAAAAAAAAUCCUAGUGGAUCUGGCAAAGUUAAAGAAAGAGACGAAAAUCCUUUUACAUCACCAACUACUAAACCUGAAGAUAAAAAAAAGCCAUGUUGUGUUAUUCUAUAA